Penicillium salamii is the source of this 855-nucleotide messenger RNA. The record is from the annotation of a GenBank genome assembly. NCBI's taxonomy places the organism in Eukaryota, Fungi, Ascomycota, Eurotiomycetes, Eurotiales, Aspergillaceae.
AUGGCCAUCUUUGACUCGGAGAAGCGCCCACGAGGCCUGCGUGUCCCAUCCCUUACAGCAAUGAAGUCCUCCGCUGCAGCCAAGUCGCAGUUCUCGUUCCACAGCAAGAAAUCCACGGAAUCCGUGCCAUCCGACGAGUCCACUGUGAAGCCAACCCCACCACCAAAGCCAGCACCACCACCCACCAAGGAGCUCCCCAUUCCCCCUCAGGACCUACCCGCGAUCCCUGCCCCCUCCCAACUCAAUGAAAACCCAUACUUCCCAUCCAUCCGCGAUGUGCCGGAGCGGCGCCCAAUUCAACGGGUCCCUGUCCCUGCACCGGCGCCAGUGCCAGCACCAGCCCCUGCAACAGCUCCCGCAAAGGCCCCCGCGCCUCGCGCAACCGGACUGCGCAGCAAGGUCUCGCAACCUGAUCUACGCAUCCAAGAGCCUUCCCCGCCAAUGUCACCACCCCCCGCGCUUCAGCACCAGGAUGAGCCCCAAUCGCGCGCGCCCGAGAUCCAGGACGAACCCAGUCCCCAGCCCGAAGACUUCAUUCCCACACCCGAUAGCGCCGAGCCGUUGGAUGUCCCAUCUGCGCGCUCAGAGGCCCCCUCCCCCUUCGUCGCGCCGGAUGUGGAGCCUGUCGCACCGACCCUGAACAAGAUCCACUUGACCUGUUAUCAGGAGCAUCGCGCAAUGCCGGUUGCGCAAAACGUGUGGUGUCCAAUGCCUUGCAUGACAUGCAACAAAUUUGACACUGAGAUCAGACACCGCUGUGUGUUUUGCUGCUUGCGCGUUUGCGAAGGGUGCUAUCAGACCUUGCAGAAGUGCAAGAAUCGAUCUGUGGAGGAGUUGGUUGAUCGCAUUGCGUGA